UCCACCUCUCGGCCAUCUUUCCGCCCUCUUCCCUCUCUCUCUCUCCCUCCUCUGACACACUCUCUCGUGUGAUUGUCCACUCCUCGCCCCCCGUCCGUCCACCUUGCUAAUGCUGCUGCCGCCGCAAAAAAAAAAAAGGGAGACCCAGAAAACUUCUUCCCCCCUUCGGACUUCUAUCCUUCUCGGAUCAUGAAACGAGCGAGAAUCGACGGCCCGGACAAGACCCCGUCUUCGGCCUCGGCCUCGGGGGCCGCCUCCGGGCAGAACGUCAAUGUCAACGUCCACUUGCCCAAGAUUUCCAGGAAGAUCCGAGCGUGCCAGGAAUGCCAGAACCGCAAGAUCAAGUGCGGCAUUGAGCCCGGCCAGAACCAGUGUGCCCGCUGUUCCCGCCUCGGUCUGCAGUGUGUCGUAAACAAGAGCCUCCAAACCCUGCUCGACAGCGAGAAUGAGUGGAAGACCAAGAUGGAAAUGCAGCUGCAGACGCUCCAAGCGUCCAUGAUGGAGGUCAGACGCACCCUGAACCUGCCACAGCUGAUUCCUCCCCCGCAAUCUUAUCAGUACGAAGCCGCCGCCGCCGCCGCCGCCGCCACCACCACCACUGGCGCCGGCAGUGCCGGUGCCGGUGCCGGCAUGUCACAGAGUCCCGUCAACCCGGCCGGGUCACAAUGCAGCCCCGGCACCACCACCGGCCCCUCGCCCGUCCGGCCGCCGGACGUCACGGCCAUGACGAGGGAGAACUCACCCGAGCAGACGACCCAGGACAACGGCGAAGACCAGGCCAUCGUGAGCGCGCCGAUGGCGAGCCUCUUCGAGGUGACGAAGCUGCGCAACAUCCGGAGCGACCCGGGGGCCCGGGUGCACCUCCACCUCCCGUCGAGCCGGGCCCAGGAGCCCGACUUCAUCGCCCAGGGCAAGUUCAGCGUGCAGGAGGCCGAGCACCUCUUUUCGACCUUCCGCGGGACCCUGAACGCGUAUCUGUGGGGGGGCAUCGCGCUGGUCCACGACAACCUGACGGCGACGCGCAUGUCGUCGCCGCUGCUCACGGCCGCCAUCCUCGCCGUCACGGCGCUCCACGAGCAGGACGAGGGCCGCGCCUUCGACAUCUGCUACCCGACCUUCCUCGAGCUGGCCAGCCAGACCAUGUUCGACCGCUACCACAGCCUCGACGACGUGCGCGGCCUGUGCAUCGGCGCCUUCUGGCUGUCCGACAUCAGCUGGAAGGUGUCGGGGCUCGCGGUGCGCAUCGCCACCGAGCUGAACCUGCACCAGUUCUGCGCAAAGGCCCUCAACAAGGGGCCGCAGCACGUCGAGAAGGCGAGGCUGUGGUAUCUGCUCUACGUGUGCGACCACCACUUUAGCAUCGCCUACGGCCGGCCGCCCGUCAUCAACGAGGACGCCACCAUUACCCACCACGAGGCCUUCCUGACGCUGCCGGGCAUCACGCAGGCCGACCACCGCCUGCACAGCCAGGUCGGCGUCUUCAUCAUCCUGAGCAGGGUGUUCCACACUUUCGGCCCGGACACUUCGCGGCAGGUGGCCCGGGACGAGUUCGAGGCCCUCAAGAGGUACGACGCCGACCUGGGCCGGUGGAAGCUCCAAUGGGAGACCCGGUUAGUGCCCGACAAGCACAUAUCCAAAUACCCCGCCAAGGGCGUCAUCCUGCACUACCACUUCGCCCGCCUCCUGCUCUUCUCCAUCUGCCUGCGCGGCCUGAACCCGUCGAACCCAUCGGACCAGUACGCCAUGUCGGACGAGCGGCGCGAGUUCAUCAACCUGGCCAUCGGCAGCGCGUCCGCGGCGCUCGAGCUGAUCCUGACGGACGCCGACAUGCGGCGGGCCGUCAUCGGGGUGCCGCUGUACCUGCUGACGACGAUCGCGUACGCGGCCAUGUUCCUGAUGAAGGUGCACGCGCAGUGGAAGGCGGCGCGGCUCGACGUGCGCUACGACGACGUCGUGGACCUCAUCGAGCGCGUCGUGCUGCUGCUCGAGGAGACGAACCGGUGCGCGCGGCACGUGGCGCACUACAUCGGCCGCGGGCUCAGCAACAUGCUCGACAAGUUCAAGGAGCGCGGCCCGCAGAUGCAGCAGCAGAUGAUGCAACAACAACAACAGCAGCAGCAGCAGCAGAGGCAGUACGGCGGCGGCGGCGGCGACGGUCAACCGGGCCAGGGGAUGCCUCCGGUCUGGAACGAAGGGGAGAUGAGCCAGGACUGGAACCAGUGGAUGUUCAGCGGGGAGAUGAUGAACAACUUCGGCAUGGGCCCGGAGCAGUACCCGCUCAACAUGCUGGACCUGUUGAACUCGCAGAUGCCGGGCUGAUGUGUCGUCGUCAGCAGUGCGCAUGUGUGUGUGUAUGUACUGUAUCUAUCUGUGUGUGUAUGUAUGCAUGUAUCUAUGUGUAAUGAGAUCACGAUCGGGUUAGUUGUUUCG
This is a messenger RNA of Colletotrichum destructivum, 2430 nucleotides long. RefSeq lists its product as uncharacterized. Gene Ontology annotation, molecular function: transcription cis-regulatory region binding; DNA-binding transcription factor activity, RNA polymerase II-specific; zinc ion binding. The transcript is spliced from 3 exons. NCBI's taxonomy places the organism in Eukaryota, Fungi, Ascomycota, Sordariomycetes, Glomerellales, Glomerellaceae. The record is from RefSeq and is a predicted model, not a curated record. Gene Ontology annotation, cellular component: nucleus. Gene Ontology annotation, biological process: DNA-templated transcription; regulation of DNA-templated transcription. The coding region runs from base 190 to 2319 and encodes 709 amino acids.